Messenger RNA from Pyrenophora tritici-repentis Pt-1C-BFP, 2475 nucleotides. Its product is annotated as PlsB, Glycerol-3-phosphate O-acyltransferase. The record is from RefSeq and is a predicted model, not a curated record. NCBI's taxonomy places the organism in Eukaryota, Fungi, Ascomycota, Dothideomycetes, Pleosporales, Pleosporaceae. Gene Ontology annotation, molecular function: glycerol-3-phosphate O-acyltransferase activity. Gene Ontology annotation, biological process: glycerol-3-phosphate metabolic process; triglyceride biosynthetic process; phospholipid biosynthetic process. Gene Ontology annotation, cellular component: mitochondrial membrane.
AUGGCGUCCUCUGGCGAUAACAGCAAAUCCUCCAAUCCGUCCUCUCCCACGUCGGAGCAAGCCCCCGACCUCAGCAUAACCGCCGAUGACAACGUCUACCUCCACGCAGCCGGCUACAACGAGUCGCCUGACCGAGGCCUCAUACACAGCUUCGCGCGCUUCCGCUCCUCGCCGCUCGACUUCUUACGCGAAGUUUCCCUGCAUUUUUCUGGCACAGGAUGGCGGUCUUUCGAUAACCACAUCGGACAGCCAGAGUUCUACUCUGGCUUCAGCGAGGAUAUGAAGGGGCGAGUGCUGAGUAGUCCGAUGCUUCUGGCAAAGGUGCGAGAGCUGGCUGAGAAGAGAGUCGAGGUUGAGGCAAAUGAGGGAUUGCUCGAUGAGCAUGAUAAGAGAGAGAAGAGGAGGGUGCAGAUCGAGGAGUCGCUCAUGCAAGUCAGCGAGGGAUGGACCGAUUCCAUGAUCUGCAAGAUGGAAAGCAAAGGUUUUAUAAGAGGCGCAUAUUACUUUGCCACACAGCUUCUGACAAGAGCUUACCACCAGGGCGUCCACGUAUCGAGCGAAGAAGUCUUGCGCUUGCGCGCUGUAGCUGAGAAAGCCGCCAAAAACAAACAGUCCAUCAUCUUCCUCCCGUGCCACCGCUCGCACGUUGAUUACGUAUCCCUCCAAAUAAUCUGCUACCGACUGGGAAUCUCGCUCCCAACUGUCGUAGCAGGCGAUAAUCUCAACUUUCCCGUCGUCGGUUCUUUUCUCCAGCAUGCCGGCGCCAUGUGGAUACGGAGGAGUUUUGGAGACGAUCAGCUCUACAUUACGCUGGUGCAGGCAUAUAUCGAUACUUUAAUGCAGUGCGGUUACAACCUUGAGUGUUUUGUUGAAGGCGGAAGAAGUCGGACGGGCAAGCUCCUGCCGCCGAAAUUUGGAAUCCUGAGUUACAUGUUGGAUAGCGUGGCGAGCGGGCGGGUGGAAGACGCCAUUAUCUGCCCAGUAUCAACACAAUAUGAUAAAGUUAUCGAGGUUGACUCCUACAUUAGUGAACUCCUAGGCCAACCGAAACCAAAGGAAAAUCUCAUGGACUUUCUUUCCGCCUCCUCAGUUCUCUCCUUGAAACUUGGCCGCGUAGACGUUCGUUUCCAUGAGCCAUGGUCUCUAAAGACGUUCAUCACCCAACAACGCGAACGCUUCAGCAAGCUGCCCCAGCAAAUCAACACACAGGAAGAUCGACUACGCCUCCUCCGAACACUAGGCUACAAAGUCUUGUCCGAUAUCAACGACGUCUCGGUCGUAAUGCCCACUGCCCUCGUCGGCACCGUCCUCCUCACUCUCCGCGGCCGUGGUGUAGGCAAAACCGAACUCAUCCGCCGUGUAGAGUGGCUCAGCGACCGCGUGCGCGCACAAGGUGGACGUGUUGCACAUUUCGGCAAUUUACCUAGCAGCGUAGUUGUCGACCGGGCGCUCGAGGUGCUAGGACCCGGGCUUGUUGGACUCGUCCCAGGCCUCCCAGAAGACACAUUUUACGCCGUCGACCGCUUCCAACUAUCCUUCUACCGAAACAUGACCAUCCAUCUCUUCAUCGAACAAAGCCUUGUCAGCGCAUCACUGUAUACGCACGUGAAGCAGGGCGGUGGACCAGAGUAUCAACGCAUGUCGUACGGCGACCUGCGCGCCCAAGUUCACUUCCUCUCACAGCUCUUCCGUGGCGAGUUUAUCUUCCCAACAGAGGGCCUUGACAGCAACCUCGCAAAAACACUCGCCGGUCUCGAGAAAGACGGCGUCAUCGAAAUCACACGGUCGACCACUGAAGCCGAUGACGAAGUCGUUGAUUACAUCCAGCUCUCCUCUGCCGAGCGCACCCAGGGGCGAGAAAACUACGACUUCUACUGCUUCCUAAUCUGGCCAUUCAUCGAGGCCGCGUGGCUGGGUGCUAUCAGUCUGAUGAUGCUUACGCCACCUCUAUCAUCACAACAAUCAACCACGGAAACACCAUCGGCGCCAGCACCUCCAUCACCAUCCUGGCUCGACCUCAAAAAAGUCCAAGACCGCGCACAACUCCUAGGCAAAACCCUCUACCACCAAGGCGACCUUUCCUACUUCGAAGCCGUAAACAAGGAAACGCUUAAGAACGCUUACACGCGCUUCCAGCAAGAAGGCAUGGUGCUCGUUACCAAAUCCAAGGAUAAGACCCCUGCUACCAUACGCUUGGCGGAUGAGUGGGUGCCGCAGAGGGGCCCCAAAGGUAUCGUGGCCGAUGGCGCGUUGUGGCGGUUUGCAGAAAGGAUUAGUGCGAGUCGGCGCGAGGGCAAGAAUAGGAGGGAUGGCGCGACGGUGCAGACGAGGGUGUUGGGGUUGGUGGAUACAGUGGGUGAGGGCCUUUGGGCGGAUGCCGUUUUUGAUGCUAGUGUGUUGGAUAAGAGUGAGGUUGGGGCUGUGGAGGGUAAGGCAAGGAGUAUGCGCAAGAAGGGGAAUAUGGCGAAGCUUUGA